CACUUUCUUUCUUCACCACGUCCUUAUAAAUUACUUAGCAUCUCCAAAGCCACGUCUACUCCAAACGCACUUCCCAAAAGCCCGUUUUAGAGAAUGGCUUCCGGCGAAUACAGAUUUCCCCCUCAGAAGCAAUACACACAACCUGGCAAAGAGUAUCUGAUGAAUCCACCACCGCAAUAUAGCAGUCCAGAUUACAAACCAUCGAAUAAACUUCAAGGGAAGGUGGCUGUAGUAACAGGAGGUGACUCUGGGAUUGGAAGAGCGGUGUGUAACCUGUUUUCGUUGGAGGGUGCUACUGUUAUCUUCACCUACGUGAAGGGACAGGAAGACAUAGAUGCGAGAGACACACUUGAAAUUAUCAGAAAGGGUAAGAGUGGUGAUGCGAAAGAACCAAUGGCUAUAGCAGUUGAUUUGGGUUAUGAAGAGAAUUGCAAGAGAGUGGUUGAUGAAGUCAUUAAUGCUUAUGGCUGCAUUGAUGUUUUGGUGAACAACGCAGCGGUGCAGUUCCAGAGUGAUUCCUUGGAAGAGAUUGAUGAUAAAAGAUUGGACAAAGUCUUCCGAACUAAUAUCUUUUCCUACUUCUUCAUGACUAAAUAUGCUGUGAGGCACAUGAAAGAAGGAAGUAGCAUUAUCAACACGACAUCGGUGGUUGCAUAUCAAGGGUUCGCAACACUGGUGGACUAUGCAUCGACGAAGGGUGCGAUUGUAGGGUUCACGAGAGCCCUUGCGCUUCAGCUUGUGAGCAAGGGAAUUCGUGUGAAUGGUGUUGCUCCUGGACCUAUUUGGACUCCGUUACAGGUAGCAAGUUUUACGGUGGAACAAAUCGUGGUGUUCGGUUCUGAUGUCACACCGAUGAAAAGAGCUGGACAACCUAUUGAGGUUGCUCCUUCUUAUGUCUUUCUUGCCAGCAACCAGUGUUCCUCUUACAUAACAGGCCAAGUCCUCCACCCAAAUGGUGGAACCAUUGUGAAUACCUGAUUGUUGGAUUGAAGGAUAAAGAUACUUGCUAGUCAGUUUAUACUGGUUUAUGUGAUGUGUGUAUCUGUGGUUUGUUUGUUUUUUUUUUUUUUCUAUUCAUAAAUUAUGUUACGAAUAUGUAAUGUAACAUUGUAUUAAUGUGUAUGAAUAAAUAUUUAUUGAGGAAAAUUCUGGUUGAAAAGCAAACCGGUA
Messenger RNA from Vigna unguiculata (cowpea), 1170 nucleotides. Its product is annotated as NADPH-dependent aldehyde reductase 1, chloroplastic-like. NCBI's taxonomy places the organism in Eukaryota, Viridiplantae, Streptophyta, Magnoliopsida, Fabales, Fabaceae. Gene Ontology annotation, molecular function: oxidoreductase activity. The record is from RefSeq and is a predicted model, not a curated record.